AUGGAAUCUCUAUCAUGGAGGACGCGUGGGUAUAAACUUCAAUUUUUCGAUGGAAAACCUAAAUGGCCACCUUCCAAAUACAAUCUAACUUACAAAUUCACCCUUGAUGGCACUGUAACUGAAAUAGAUAAUCAGACCCUAAGUUCUGUUUGUGCGCGAGCUUUCGCAACAUGGGCAGCUGUGAGUCAUUUUCAGUUUAGGGAGGUGGGAGAAGGUGAAUAUGCUGAUAUCUUUAUUGGCUUUCGUAGAGGUGCUCAUGGUGAUGGUCAUCCUUUUGAUGGGGCAGGAGGGAAAAUCGUUGCUCAUGCUUUUCAUCCAACAGAUGGAAGACUUCAUUAUGAUGCGGAUGAGAAUUGGGGCACUGAUCCAGCAUCAGAUGAGAUUGAUUUAGAAUUAGUUACUCUUCAUGAAAUUGGACAUAUUUUAGGGUUAGGACAUACUUUCGAUGAGGAAGCUGUUGGAUUAACUUCAACAUAG
This is a messenger RNA of Papaver somniferum (opium poppy), 477 nucleotides long. Its product is annotated as metalloendoproteinase 5-MMP-like. Bases 1 to 477 code for a protein of 158 amino acids. The transcript has a single exon. Gene Ontology annotation, biological process: collagen catabolic process; proteolysis; extracellular matrix organization. The record is from RefSeq and is a predicted model, not a curated record. NCBI's taxonomy places the organism in Eukaryota, Viridiplantae, Streptophyta, Magnoliopsida, Ranunculales, Papaveraceae. Gene Ontology annotation, molecular function: metalloendopeptidase activity; zinc ion binding. Gene Ontology annotation, cellular component: extracellular matrix.